AUGAGCGCGUUUGCGUUUGUGCUUUGGUGCCGCGAGAAAAAUUGCGAUUAUCCACAAUUUUACCAGAGGGAGAUACAAAUCGCGAAGUACGAUCGGCUAGCGCGUUCAUUCGAAUCACAGCCACGGAAAGCAAAGGAUACACACGGACAAACACGUGUCUUGUCCCUAAAUAAUCUGACAAGGCCUUGGAAAUUAGACGAAGCAGCACCAUUCAAAGGCGUCGAAAAUCCUGAACUGCUGGUGCGCUUUAGCUUCAACGACACUGAGCCGUGCUAUCAGAACUUCGCACGCGUAUUUCGCUUUAUCAUCCAGCAGCUGACGGAGCCUCCUCAGCAAAUCCAAAAUUACGCGAUAAGGUAUCAUCGUAAGGCUGGGAGGGAAAAGCACCUGCAAAAUUUACCGGUGGCAGUGGAAGUGACACUUCAGGAUUUUGCUUUGGAUUUGUUCGGGUUAGGCGAUCCCCAGUUGAGGCUUGGAAAAAGAGCGGCAAAUGAAAGGACACGCUUCUACAUCGAGCUUGGCGAAAACGAAAAGGACCGCCAGAAGAAAUUAGACGAGUUGUUAGCCGAUUUUGAUUUAUACAAAUCCGAAAUACUAAAAGGGAUGCAGCUUGCCUUGAGGGAUAUCAGAUCUUAUGAAUACGACAUGGAAAAAAACAGUGGCUGUCACACGCGUUUAUUUCCAGAAAAGAAGAAGAAAGCACCAGAAACUAACCCAGUGAUGGAACUCAGAGAACUGCAGAACCAAAACCAGGCAUACCUCGCAUUGUCGCUUGAGUAA
Messenger RNA from Cylicocyclus nassatus, 780 nucleotides. Lineage: Eukaryota; Metazoa; Nematoda; Chromadorea; Rhabditida; Strongylidae. The record is from the annotation of a GenBank genome assembly.